Ipomoea triloba (trilobed morning glory) is the source of this 474-nucleotide messenger RNA. Its product is annotated as secreted RxLR effector protein 78-like. Lineage: Eukaryota; Viridiplantae; Streptophyta; Magnoliopsida; Solanales; Convolvulaceae. Bases 1 to 474 code for a protein of 157 amino acids. The transcript has a single exon. The record is from RefSeq and is a predicted model, not a curated record.
AUGGUUUAUGACCUUAGGCCUAUAGCCUUGUGCAACGUGGUAUACAUGAUAAUGGUUAAAAUGGUGGGGAACAUGAUGAAGGGACUUCAUAAGGUGGUUGCGUCAAAUUCGCAAAGUGCUUUACUCCUAGGCAGGCUUAUAACUGAUAACAUUCUAGUGGCUGCUGAGUUGGGGCACUGUCUGCGUAGGAAAUGUACUACGGAGGUGGGGUGGGCUACGUUAAAGUUGGAUAUGGCUAAGGCGUAUGAUAAAAUAGAGUGGAGCUUUCUAAGGAAGAUGUUGGAGAAACUGGGGUUCACGGGGAGGUUGGUGGAUCUGAUUAUGAAUUAUGUGACGACUGUCCAUUACAAUAUCUUGGUUAAUGGGAAAGAGGCUGGGACGGUGGUGCCUUCGCGGGGGUUGAGGCAAGGUGACUGUCAGUCGCCUUACUUGUUCAUCAUUUGUGCAGAGGGGUUGUCUAUACUAUUGCAAUAG